ACUAUUGUGUUGGUGUCGUGCACACGGAGAUUCAUUCGGCUCAAGUGGAAAAUGUGGAAACUAAUAUUACUGGGACUAUUAGCGAGCACAACAUGCUUGCCACUAGAAGAAAAAGACGACAGAACAACGACCACAGAGAGCAUAGAGCAGCUCCAAAAAACAAUCAACGUCGUCUCCUACAUCCAAAACUUUAAAAACGUAAUGGCCGACUACGUGAACACACAAUACGACCUGACCGAACACGAUAUGGAAAAAAUAAAGCAAACACUAGAAGAAUUUCUAAUCAAAUUCGCGAACGAUCUUCGGGAAACAGUUCAGGAUCAACAGAAAAAUGUGACGUUUGUAAAAGAGCGCGAAAAAAUCCAAGAUGGCGUCCCUGAUGCGACUUUCAUGGAAGUAAGAGACAGACUUAUGAGAGAAUUUCCGGAUAUCAAGGUAGAAACUGCUGAUGUGAUUGUGUAUAAGUUGAGGAAGAAUUUAUACGAGACGCGGCAGAAAAUUGAUUAUGUUGUUAAGACAAGGUCACAGAGGGAAUUCGAAUAUGCCGUAGCUUAGUUGUUUUUCUUAGAAAGAUCACAG
Messenger RNA from Cydia strobilella, 579 nucleotides. RefSeq lists its product as uncharacterized. The record is from RefSeq and is a predicted model, not a curated record. The transcript is spliced from 2 exons. Bases 52 to 555 code for a protein of 167 amino acids. Lineage: Eukaryota; Metazoa; Arthropoda; Insecta; Lepidoptera; Tortricidae.